GAUGGAAGAGAGCGAGGAGAGUGAAGAACUGAGUGAAGUGGAGGAGGAGAGAGAAGAACUGAGUGAAGUGAAGGAGGAGAGAGAAGAACUGAGUGAAGUGAAGGAGGAGACUGAAGAACUGAGUGAAGUGAAGGAGGAGAGAGAAGAACUGAGUGAAGUGAAGGAGGAGAGAGAAGAACUGAAGGAGGAGAGAGAAGAACUGAGUGAAGUGGAGGAGGAGAGAGAAGAACUGAGUGAAGUGAAGGAGGAGAGAGAAGAACUGAGUGAAGUGAAGGAGGAGAGAGAAGAACUGAGUGAAGUGAAGGAGGAGAGAGAAGAACUGAGUGAAGUGAAGGAGGAGAGAGAAGAACUGAGUGAAGUGAAGGAGGAGACUGAAGAACUGAGUGAAGUGAAGGAGGAGAGAGAAGAACUGAGUGAAGUGAAGGAGGAGAGAGAAGAACUGAGUGAAGUGAAGGAGGAGAGAGAAGAACUGAGUGAAGUGAAGGAGGAGAGAGAAGAACUGAGUGAAGUGAAGGAGGAGAGAGAAGAACUGAGUGAAGUGAAGGAGGAGAGAGAAGAACUGAGUGAAGUGAAGGAGGAGAGAGAAGAACUGAGUGAAGUGAAGGAGGAGAGAGAAGAACUGAGUGAAGUGAAGGAGGAGAGAGAAGAACUGAGUGAAGUGGAGGAGGAGAGAGAAGAACUGAAUGAAGUGAAGGAGGAGAGAGAAGAACUGAGUGAAGUGAAGGAGGAACAUCAUGUCCAACCUGGAGGAAAACCCUUGAGUCGCUCAAAGACUAAACAGACAUUUUUAAAGAAAAGAAAAGCCAAGAAAUCUUUCACCUGCACUCAGUGUGGGAAGAGUUUCACACGCAAACAAUAUCUUGAUGGUCACAUGAGGAUCCACACCGGAGAGAAGCCGUUCAAACCUUACAAGUGUUCACACUGUGACAAGAGAUUCAGUCACUCAAAAUCUCUGAAAGUGCAUGAGAGGAUCCACACUGGAGAGAAGCGGCACAUGUGUGAUCAGUGUGGAAAGAGUUUUGCUUUUAAAUGUCACCUGAAGCUUCACAUGAGAGUUCACACUGGAGAUAAGCCGUUUAAGUGUGAUCAAUGUGGGAAAGAUUUCAGUCAAUCUUCAUACCUUAAAGAUCACAUGAGGAUCCACACUGGAGAAAAGCCGUUCACAUGUGAUCAGUGUGGGAAGAGAUUCACACGCAUAACAAGUCGCAAUCAACACAUGAGGAUCCACACCGGAGAGAAGCCGUUCUCAUGUGAUCAAUGCGGCAGAACAUUUUCUAGUACAUCAGCCCUGAAGACACACCUGACAGUUCAUAUGAAGGAGAAGCCACAUUCAUGUUCUGUGUGUGGAAAGAGUUUUUCACUAAUGUCAUAUUUACACGUACAUGAGAAAACUCACACUGGUGUGAGAGAGUACAUGUGCUUUGAGUGUGAGAAGACUUUUACUACAGCGGACAGUUUAAAACUACACCAGAGAAUCCACACUGGAGAAAAACCUUACAAGUGUUCACACUGCGACAAGAGAUUCAGUCAUUCAACACAUCUGAAAACACAUGAAAUGAUCCACACUGGAGAAAAACCUUACAAGUGUUCACACUGUGACAAGAGAUUCAGUCAGUCAUCAUCUCUGAAAACACAUGAGAUGAUCCACACUGGAGAAAAACCUUACAAGUGUUCACACUGUGACAAGAGAUUCAGUCAGUCAUCAAAUCUGAAAACACAUGAGAGGAUCCACACUGGAGAGAAGCCGCACACGUGUGAUCAGUGCGGGUCGAGUUUCUCUACUAAAAGUCACCUGAAGCGACACAUGAAGAUCCACACAGUGGAGAAACCACUUAAACACAGUCUGAGAUCACGGAGCUGAAGGUCCAUCAGAGGAUCAGGAGUGUCUAAGGAUUGCUCUGAUCAGGAAGACAGGAAAUGGGAAGAGUGCAACAGGAAACAGUAUUCUGGGAAGAGAUGAGUGUGUGAGUGAAUGAAGACUAGAUUCAGUCACGAGUGUGUGAAGAGAGAGUUGGUGAAGUUGAUGGUCGAUCAGGAGCUGUUGUUGAGACUCCAGGUCUCUCUGACACUGACACAUGAUCAACAGUAAAUAAAUACUGAAAUGUGUUUGGAUGUUGUCACCUGGAGCUCAUGUGUUCAUCAUUGUGUUGAGUUUGGGAAGAUGUGCAAGAGAUGGACACAGUAGAUCUGAUAAAGAACAUCUUUAGUUCUAUUG
Messenger RNA from Rhinichthys klamathensis goyatoka, 2215 nucleotides. RefSeq names its product gastrula zinc finger protein XlCGF57.1-like. Gene Ontology annotation, biological process: regulation of transcription by RNA polymerase II. Lineage: Eukaryota; Metazoa; Chordata; Actinopteri; Cypriniformes; Leuciscidae. Gene Ontology annotation, cellular component: nucleus. Gene Ontology annotation, molecular function: DNA-binding transcription activator activity, RNA polymerase II-specific; RNA polymerase II cis-regulatory region sequence-specific DNA binding. The record is from RefSeq and is a predicted model, not a curated record. Bases 2 to 1861 code for a protein of 619 amino acids. The transcript is spliced from 2 exons.